AUGAACACGUUGAAAGAAUCUACUGACGCGGAACGCGAUCAUAUUGAAAUAGAGAAUGAUUUACGAAGGAAAAAUUUGAAUCCAUCGAAGACCGCCGAUGGGCAAAAUACAUCUGCAGGAACUGGUCAUGAAUUAGACGCUGCGCAGAAUAAUCAAAAUAUCAUUACUCAGGGAUCUUUCGACGUCGUCUCUAGCACUAAAAAACGGCAGUUUGAUGAUUAUCAAAAGGAGCAAGCAAUUGCUUAUAAUAACUCUUCUUCAGUACCUCCUAAAUCUGGCAACUUGGAGACAGAUGAAGGUCUUGCCGCCAUGACUUCCUCGAAUAGUCGACCAUUGGAUGUUAAUGACGCUCUUUCUUAUCUCGAAUUGGUAAAGUAUUAUUUCUCAGAAAAGCGAGAGGUAUACAAUGAAUUUUUGGAAAUUAUGCGCGAUUUUAAGUCCCAAAGUCUGGAUACUCUGGGGGUAAUCGAUCGAGUUGCAACUUUAUUCAAUGGGUAUCCGCAGCUCAUUGAAGGUUUCAACACUUUCCUUCCUUCUGGCUAUAAAAUUGAAGUUCAUACAGAUUCUUCUAACACUAGCGUUGUUCGGAUCGGCACUCCCAUGCACCCACUGAACACAAGUUCAAACGCUCCCUCCAACGUUGCACCUUCCACUAACUAUGUCGAAUUACAACAACCUUCCAUCUCUGAAACUCAGCUUGGAAAAGAAUCUCCAUCUUCUAAUGAUAAUGCAUCCGCAUUACCUUCAAAACCCCAAGUAGAUUUUAAUUAUGCUAUUGCUUACAUGAAUAAAGUUAAGGAAAGGUAUCCACCUAACUCUGAGACAUAUAUGGAAUUUUUAGGUGUUUUACGGACAUACCAAAAAGCUGAAAAGUCCAUUCAUGAAGUUCGUGCUCGUGUAUCCGAAAUCUUCUCAGAUUCCCCGGACCUUUUGGACGAGUUUAAGCUUUUUUUACCAGAUAAUUCUGAACCUACAGAAGUUCAACAAAGUGAAGGUGUUCCGGCGCCUAAUGCAUUACCUCCUGUUGGAAACUUCACCUUACCUUCUGCUGCCCAGGUGCGAGAGCGACGACUGCGCCCAGCACAUUCAGCACAGAUAGGACGAUCUAUCUCAAAAACCUCAAAAAACGUUCGUCAAUAUCACGACGAGUUACCAGCUGCUUAUACAAUCCCUAGUUAUCAACAGAAAACAAGUCCUGUUUCUCAUUAUGCCGCUACUCAAGAGGAAUUAUUGGUUUUCAGUUCUAUAAGACAACAUCUCUCUGAUAAUUUUUCUUUCCAUAAGUUUAUGGAAUUACUGCACCUUUAUAGAGAAAAGUUAAUGGAUAAAACAGACUUACUAAAUUCGUUUUCUAGACUUGUCAAAAACGACAACUUAACGUUGUGGUUUGCAAGCUUCAUUGGAUGGAAUGAUAGUCCGAUAGUAGUGAAAAACAUUCCUAUCGACGACUCUCGUUAUAUUUCCGAAACUUAUGAAUCUGUUGGUUAUUCAUAUCGAAGAAUUCCUCAAGAAAAACAAAAUGAAACUUGUUCUGGUCGGGAUGCUCUGUCGAAUUCAGUUCUUAAUGACGAGUACAUUUUAGUUGCUCCUAAAUUGACUGGUAUAAAAAAUGUCAGGCAUUCUGAAAAUCAAUACUUGCAAGCUUUGCAACUGGUAGAAGACGAACGUUAUGAAUACGACCGAAUACUCUCAAUUAACCAGAGGACUAUAAAGUUAUUGACAGAACUAUGUGAACCUGUUAAUGAUGAAGCCCCCACGAAGUCUGUAAGUAAAGUUUUAGACCGGAAAGUCUUAAUACAAUCAGCUUUGCAAACUGUUUACGGAAAAGAACAUUCGCUGAAAGCAUUUGACGCUCUUGCUAAAAGGCCAAUAAAGGCAGCUCCUGUUUUACUGAAGCGUCUAAAGCUAAAAGAUCAAGAAUGGAGACGUUGUAAAAGAGAAUGGAAUAAGAUUUGGCGUCAAAUUGAACUUAAAAACUCGUCACUAGCAUUGGAUGAACGUUGUUGCAAAAUUGAGGGCAAGGAUCGAAGGGCACUUUCUUACAAUAGGAUUUUAAACGAAAUUGAUGGUAUUUAUCAACGUCAAAAGCAUUGCAUCGGCCAGGCCAUACAAGGGUUCCAAUUUAGCCAAGUAUUAGGUGAUCGGCAAAUUUUCUUGAAUAUCUUAAGGUUAAGUGAUGCACAACUUUCCAACUCAUCGUUUUAUUCUUACGCGGAUAAAGGAAGAAUCAGCGCUGUUCUUAAAGCGUUGCUAUCACAGUUCUUUGGGAUCCCACUUCCUAGAGAAACUUUAGAAAGCGAUCUUUCUUCUGAAAAUAUAGAGUCUGUUCAAAAACAUCGUGAUGGACUGAGCAAGAUUUUUGUACACCCGGAGAGUGCCGAUAACAGCAACACAACCCAAAUGAGCAUUCAGACUGAUGACACCCAGACAGAAGAUGACACCAUGAGUGAUAUUAAUCCGAUGGAUUCCGAUGCUCAAGUAAAAAUGAAGUUGCAAGGAGAAGAAUUGAAAAAUGUAUUUGGAUAUAACUUUUUUGGAAAUGCGACCAUGUACGUGCUGUUUAGAUUGAUUUGCGUUUCUUACUCUCGACUUGAGCAAAUAAAGAAGUAUAUUGAAGCUUCGGAUAUAGCUGAAUCUAUUAAUUACGAUAGCGUACUGGAAACGUGCGAGAAAUAUUUAAAGGGCGCUCUUUCUGGAAAUGAGUUUCACAGUUAUCUUCAAAAACUAAAUAAUGAUGCUUGUUAUAUGAUCAGUUCUAUAGAACGGUUAUUAAAAGUGGUAUUCUAUCGAGUUCAUGAGAUCUUGCUGGAUCCCAAACUUGGUCAACUUUUACUUUUAUUCGAAUCUGAUGGAGCGCAUUCAGUGACAACUGCUCGAGAACAGAUGAUUUAUAGAAAUCAUGUGGAAACCAUUUUGGCGCCCGAUACCAAGGUUUUCAACAUGCGUUGGUAUCCUUUGGAGAAAAAGCUUUGCAUUCAACAAUUGCUCCCAGCUGACCUUACUAUUCAUAAAUUUGAUGAUCCGGCUAAAGAAUUCAUGUAUUAUGUGGAUAGCUAUGCCAUUUCCCAUAUUACGGAAGGUAUUGACUUGAUGCAGGUAAAAAUGCCUUUUUUAAAAAGGUCACUGCAAUUGAUCUCACAGAAGGGAUAUCUCGCUGGCCGAGAGUCUAGCAGUUUGCAUUCACUUUUUAAUGAGCGCUUUUGCAAGUCAAAUUUACAGUUGUUUUUCUCAACAGAUACGUAUAUGAUUUUUUUUGAGUCUAACACAGAAAAUGUUUAUAUCAACUCUUAUAACUUAUGGGUUGGUCAAAGCUCAAAACGCCGCAACCAAAAGAGAACGGCACGUUGGCAAAAAUGGCUUGGACAGCAGCUUGCCGAAAAUACAAGUCAAGAAUUACAAUCCGCUACUUCUUUGGAUCAGGUUCUUCUUUCUCCGUCAUCGUAA
Schizosaccharomyces osmophilus is the source of this 3444-nucleotide messenger RNA. It is a transcript of the gene pst3, whose product is annotated as SIN3 family co-repressor Pst3. The transcript is spliced from 3 exons. The coding region runs from base 1 to 3444 and encodes 1147 amino acids. Gene Ontology annotation, cellular component: Sin3-type complex; chromatin. Gene Ontology annotation, molecular function: transcription corepressor activity. The record is from RefSeq and is a predicted model, not a curated record. Gene Ontology annotation, biological process: negative regulation of transcription by RNA polymerase II. NCBI's taxonomy places the organism in Eukaryota, Fungi, Ascomycota, Schizosaccharomycetes, Schizosaccharomycetales, Schizosaccharomycetaceae.